Molecule: messenger RNA, 1987 nt
Organism: Trifolium pratense (red clover)
Lineage: Eukaryota; Viridiplantae; Streptophyta; Magnoliopsida; Fabales; Fabaceae
Product: tyrosine-specific transport protein 2
Exons: 2
Coding region: 120-1676 (518 amino acids)
Biological process (GO): amino acid transmembrane transport
Source: RefSeq, a predicted model, not a curated record
GCAGAAGAUUCACUGGAUCAAAGUCAAACCUAGUUUGGUUAAUGUGUUUUUGAGAUUCUCAAUUUCACACUCACUUUUUUGUUCCUCCAUUUUCACAAAAAUUUCCACCAAGAUUCAAGAUGCAACAACUUCAUCAUCUCCACAAAAAUCUCACAUAUCCAAAACCAAACAUCACAAUCCAUAAAAAAAUCCAUUUUCAAUCACCAUCCUUAUUAUCCACAACCAAACCCUCAAAUUUUCUUCACAUACAAAAUUCAUCAUUUUGUAAUGCAAUAGCAUGUAAAAAUAAUGCUAAUGUUGAUGAUAAUGAAAAUGAAAAUGAAAAUUCCAUGAAGAAUGAUAAUGAGUUUUCUGAGAAAAAGAGCUUUUGGGGUGCAGUUAGUUUGAUAAUUGGAGCAGCAGUUGGGCCUGGAAUGUUGGGCUUACCAUCAUUAACAAUAAAAUCAGGCCCAAUACCAUCAACAAUCAUAAUCUUAAUUUCAUGGCUUUAUGUAAUUUCAUCAAUAAUUCUUGUUGCUGAACUUUGUUUUGAUGCUAUGAAACAAGAUAAUGUUGAUGAAGUUAGUUUCACAAACCUAGCAACAAGAACAUUAGGUCAAAAAUUUGGUUCAUUUGUUGCAUUGGUUUAUACAAGUUUAUGUUUUUCAUUACUUGUUGCAUGUGUUGCUGGAAUUGGAUCAAUAAUUUCACCAAUUUUACCUAAAUUAAACAAUUUACUGAUUCAUUCAUUGUUUCCAAUUUUUGUUGGAACAUUGAUUGUGUUUUUCCCUUUUAAUACUAUUGAUUUUGCAAAUAGGGUUUUGUGUUUUUUAAUGCUUGUUUCAAUAACUGGAUUGGUUGGAAUUGGAAUUGUUGUUGCUAGAGCUAAUAUAAUAAGCUCUUUUAGUUCAAUUUCAUGGAAAUUUUCGUCGAUUUUGCCGAUUAUACCGGUUGCUGUGUUAACAUUAGGGUUUCAUGUGAUUACCCCUUUUAUAUGUAAAAUUGCUGGUAAUACUAUUGAUGAAGCAAGAAAAGCAAUACUAAUUGGUGGAACUGUUCCUUUGGUAAUGGUUUUGUCAUGGAAUUUGAUUGUGUUGGGACUUGUUGGAUCAAAUAAAGGUGCAAACUUUGUUGAUGAUCCUAUUACCCUUUUGCUUUCUGUGAAUCCUUCUGCUUUAUCGGCAGUUCAAGGGUUUGCUUUUACGGCUAUGGCGACUAGUUUGAUCGGUUAUGCCGUGAGUUUGCCUAAGCAGAUUCUUGAUACUAUUGAAUUGGUAUAUGGAAAAAGUGAUAGUAAUGAGUAUGGAAAUGGAAGAGUUGGAUCGGUUUUUUAUUCAGGCGGUGGUGAUGCUGGUGAUGGUGUUGGUUAUUCGGGGAAAGUUGGAUUUGGAAGUUCAAGAGAUUUGAGUGAAAUGAUAAUGAAUGAGAAAAGACUUGAUGGGAUUAAAGUGGUUGUUACAUUGUUAGUACUUUGUUUAUCAGUGCUGAUAGCUUCAUAUUUUAGGUCUACUUUUUCAAGAGCUCUUGAUUUUGCUGGUGUUUAUGCAAAUUGCUUUCUUUUUGGGAUUAUUCCACCUGUCAUGACUUAUAUUCAUCAACAAUCCAAGAAGGAAAAAGUCAGGUCUUUCAUUCCAGGAGGAAAUGUGACACUUCUGCUGCUUUUCAUUAUCUCAGUCAUUUUAGGAAUUUGGCAUUAGCUGUUCUUUGAAAGACAAAGCUUAGAAGGAUUUGGUUUAGAUGCAGCGAAAGUACCCUGUAGUCGCAACAGUUGUUAGAUUUCAACCUUUGGAUCAAUAUCGGGCAGUUCCUAUUUCGAAUUUGUAUUUAAAAUAUGAUUUCGUGGUCAUAUUGUAAAUCAUCAAAUCUUAAGAGUAUUUUGACCGUAGUAGAAUUUCGGAUCCGGCCUAGAAAUAUGCCAAAUUUUGUAUGGAACAAUAGUUAGUGAUGUAGCUCAAAUCUUGUAAGUAUUGAUAAUGGAGUUAUGAAAUCAAGUUGAUCAUUUUCUGCA